Molecule: messenger RNA, 1976 nt
Organism: Passer domesticus (house sparrow)
Lineage: Eukaryota; Metazoa; Chordata; Aves; Passeriformes; Passeridae
Gene: BHLHE22
Product: basic helix-loop-helix family member e22
Biological process (GO): axon development; positive regulation of transcription by RNA polymerase II; sensory organ development
Cellular component (GO): nucleus
Molecular function (GO): E-box binding; DNA-binding transcription factor activity, RNA polymerase II-specific; protein dimerization activity
Source: RefSeq, a predicted model, not a curated record
GGUGGGCAGGGGGGAGAGGGUGUCACUCCCGACUCCACGGCUAAGUUAGCAGAAGUCUGCUGGCAGCACUCGGAAGGAGAAGUGUUGAAGUGGGCUUUUCUGCAGUGCAGGGCUGUAAUUUGCUGAAGGAGGCAAAGAACAUCCUUCGAUCUAAGUAGGGCUUUUAGUGUGCUCAUUGAUGAGUGAAAGUCGCCACACAUGUCAAGCUAAAGGCAGUUGUUGGGUUACUAACAGGACACAACGUCUUGCAAACAUAUGCGUUAAGCUGUGUAUACAGAUGGCAGGGAGAAUAAUGGAGCAGGCGCCUCUUAUAAAGCUCUAGCUGCUGCCUGUCUUCAGACCUGGGAAAAGAAACUAUUCAGACUCAGGGCCAGAUAGCGCCUGGGAUUGUUUGUUACCGUUUUAAUCCUAUUAAUUAAAACGUUAACCUGAUUGGGUAGAAAGCUCUGUCCCAACAGGCGAGUCUUCUUCAUAAUAACCUACUCUCAGAGAUAAUGAUGUAAAAGACUCCCCCGUCUGCGGCGGCUGCUGGUUGAUGGGUCCGGAAAUCUCUUGAAGGUGAAUCCAAGCAAGAUAAACGGUGGAAGCGGCUCCGCUGGCAGCGCACAAUGCCCCAGCGCGGCGCCUGCUGAGGGCGAGCCGGAGCCACAGCCACAGCCCGAGCCACAGCCGCUGCCGGAGCCGCAGCCCAAGCCGGAGCCGCCGCCCGAGCCGGAGCCGCAGCCGGAGCCGCCGGAGCCGCAGCCGGAGCCGCCGCCGGAGCCAGAGAAGGGGCAGCCGCGGAGCCGGGCACGACGCAGCUCCGGCGGGAGCCGGGAAACGAUUUCUGCCAGCGGGACGCCGGGGAGCCGCCCGCCGCGGCGCGGAGCCUUGGAGGAGCGGGCCGGGAGCUGAGGGGGGCGGAGGAGGCGGAGGCGAGCGGGGCGCCGAUGGAGCGGGCGCUGGGGCUGCCCGCAGAAGAGGACCUCUUCCACAAGAGCCUCGCCGCCUCGGCCAAGCGCAUGGAGUCCGCCUUCCGCUCGCCCCCGGGGCUCGACCUUUCCCACCCCCGCGACCGCCAGCCCUCGCCGCUCGCCUGCUACGAGGCGUCGGAGCCCGAGGCGCUGCUGCAGCCCGGAGUCGGCGGCGACCCGCUGGCGCUGCCGCCGGGCUCCGUCUGCGUCAAGUACGGCGAGAGCGCCAGCCGCAGCUCGGUGGCCGAGAGCAGCGGCGGCGAGCAGAGCCCCGACGACGACAGCGACGGCCGCUGCGAGCUGGUGCUGCGCGGCGCCGGGGGGGACCCGCGCGUCGCCUCGCCGGCGGCGGGCGGCGGCGGGGGGGGGGGCGGGGGGCUGAAGGCGGCCGAGGGCAGCUGCUCCAACAGCCACGGGCACGGCGGCAGCAAGAAGUCCAAGGAGCAGAAGGCGCUGCGGCUCAACAUCAACGCGCGGGAGCGGCGGCGGAUGCACGACCUGAACGACGCGCUGGACGAGCUGCGGGCGGUCAUCCCCUACGCGCACAGUCCCUCGGUGCGGAAGCUCUCCAAGAUCGCCACGCUCCUCCUGGCCAAGAACUACAUCCUGAUGCAGGCGCAGGCCCUGGAGGAGAUGCGGCGCUUGGUGGCUUAUCUCAACCAGGGCCAGGCCAUCUCGGCCGCCUCCCUGCCCAGCUCCGCCGCGGCGGCGGCGGCGGCGGCGCUGCACCCCGCCCUCGGCGCCUACGAGCAGGCGGCCGGUUACCCCUUCAGCGCCGGGCUGCCCCCCGCCACCUCCUGCCCGGAGAAAUGUGCCAUCUUCAACAGCGUCUCCUCCAGCCUCUGCAAACAGUGCACGGAGAAGCCUUAAGCGCCGCCGCCGUGGCCGCCCCCCGCCGCCGCCGCGGCCCCGGGGAGCGGCGACAGCCGGCGCUGCGGUCCCGGGCCGGGGGGCGCGGAGGCGGCGGAGGGACUGACCGCUGCCCGGCCCCCGCCACCCUCUGCCCGGACUGGCCUCGCCUCG